GGGGGAGAUAGAGGAGAGAUUGGUUAAGAGAGACAGAUGGAAGGGGGUGAUUGGUCAUUGGUCAUCACAGAACCUUAGCACAGCUGUUCUUUGAUAUAUUAGUGGACACAAUGACCUAAACCUGGCCUGCAGCCACAGAAAAUAGGGACCCUGUUUUUCUUAAAGAGGGAGGGGGUGCCAGGCAUUUGGCCAUUUGUGGACAAGAAUUAGUUGACCAGGGGGAUGGGGAAGCUGUUUCUAAAAUGAUGAGCAUCUAGACACACAUCUAAUCAUUCAUUCAAACCCAGAGAGCUCCAGUGGUAACCCACAAGCGUAUUGUACAAGCUAAAUUGACCAGCUAUGCACCAUGCAUAUGAGUCAUCAUCCAAAUAUGACAAAUUUAGAUUAUAUGGGUGUCACUUCUGAAAACAUUGCACUUUCAUAUUUUUCUUAUUUUGGCUGUUGACACAUUGACACAUUUUGUAAGUGUUUUAAAGGUAAUAUGUUGCUUAUAUUGCUAUCAAAAGAAAAACAAAUAUUUGGAGUAUUGAAAAAUGUACAAAUGUUUUAACAUUUUAAAAAAAUGCAAAUAAGGGAUGAUUUUGAAUUUGAGUAAUACAUUAUGUAAUGCAUUUGGCACAAAUGUUUAUUCCCUUUCUUGCAGUGAGAUGCACAAUUAUUACAGUAGUGUAAAAACAGGACCAGGAAUUGUCAACAUAAAUCUGUAGCUGGCGACGCUUACAGCUUCUUAUAAGGUGAAGCAAAAGUGCCUUCAAAGCUAAGAGAUUGCGGACAGCUAACAUAGAAGACUAUUCAGAGAUAGAGAGGGGGGGGGAAAUCAGAUCCUUCACUGCCACUCUAGCAGAUAGGCUCCUUCCUCUAGGGACCCCAUGGGACCCGCCUGAAAAGAGCCACAACGUCUGGCAGUGCACUGAGGAGCAGGUGUGAAAACUCAUGAGCCCACAGCCUCUUCUGCUAUUACAUUGUUUUACGCCCAUGAAAGGAAGAGCAGAUGAGCAGAAAGAGAGAGAGAGAGAGCGAUCAAGUUAACUGCACUACUGCAACUAAUGCAUAUAGACUUAUGAAAAUAGUCUUAGUAAUGCCCUGUUAUGCAUGGCCAAUAAAUGAAUAGCUAUUGUUUAAUACAGGAUUAUUUAAUGGUUGUGUAAGGGAAAACCUCACACUUGUCUGCGUGUAUCUUUAUUCUCUUUCAAAGCCUUCAUCAGGGACCGCAGCACUCAAAGUAGAUUUUUAGAGGAAUGUACAUCCUCGCUGGUGUCUUCUUCUUUUCUUUUUUUGGCUCUUGAGCUCUUUUUAGGAAAAUUAUUUAAUUGAAAAACAUAUUUAAUAAUAUGUAAUUAAAAUGAAUGGCCUGGGACAUUUAUAGCAUUUCUACUCAUUUAGCAUAUUAGUUGUACUAUUAGCUGUGCCUGUGCCAUAAAUAAUUGAAAAUGGUUUGGUGUCCCUUUCUGCAAGAUUGUUCAGUGUUCUUUUGACUGUAACUGCUUCCUUCACUUAGUGUGUUAACACAGAUACUCCACUUCUAGCAUUCUGAGAUUUAAAGGGAUAGUUAACCGAAAUGUUUUGCCAUCAUUUACUCACCCUCAUGUUAUUCUAAACCUGUAUUCCUUCUUCUGUGGCAAAACAUUAGCCACAGUUACCAUUCACUGUCAUUCAAUGGCAAAAAAAUAUGCAAUGAAAAUGAAUGGUCACUGUGUCCAAACAUAAAAAAAAAAGGUCAUACGGGUUUGGAACUACAUGUAAAAAUUGAUUUUGGAUAACUAUCAGAAAGGCUUUACAUGACUUUAACCUCCUGAGACCAGAGUGUGACUGCUGUGUGCAUUUUCCCUUUCGCUUUUUGAUUUGUAACUAUUAGCACCUAAUAAACAUGCAAAAAAGAGCAAAUAGUGUUCCUAAAAAUGUAUGUCAACAUAUGUGGACAGCAGGACUAAGUUGUGAACUUUUAAAUAAUAUCCAAGCUAUAGAAAGUCUGAUUUUUUUUAAUCAAAUUUUUUAUUAUGUUUCCAGGAGUGUUGGUUAUUCAUGUUUUUGAGACAUUACAGACAAUACAUUAGAAAUUAGCAUAAUUAAUUCUGUUUCAAAGUAAUGACCAGCAUCAUCCAAUCACUGCCAACCAUGUUAAAAUAAAAUUAUACAUUAUUCACUAUUUAGUGAAUUACUUAACCUCUAGUAUGCUGUCUGUCUGCACUGGUCUCAGAACAGUUCGAAAUGCACCUUAUUUCCAUCCUAACUCCAUACAAAGCCUCUGAAAGCAAAACAUUUUUAACUUUUGGAUGAAUCCAUUGAUUCCUAAUGUGAUAAUGCAUGGUAAAUACAGGAUUUCUCAGGAAAAGAUGUGCUAAAGUACACACUAGUGUACAUUGUGUUUAGCAGCGUGGCGUUUCGCGAUCAAUUGCUCAAAUUUUAAAAAUGGCAUAUUGGAUGAAAAAAGAGACUCUAAUGUUUUGACUUAAACAGGUUUCAAUGUAAAAAUGUAAUUAGGUUUCUUACCAGAUGUAGUUUUGUUGGGGUUUCUCCCAAAGACAAUCUCCACUGUGGUUGGCGCCAUGUUGUUUUGUCACAUGACUCGAUAGUUAACUCAGGGGUAAUCACUGGCAUGCCAGCAACGGCGAGAGAGGAGUAGACUAUUUUAUUUAUAUGAAAUUCUGCACCAAUCUACAUUUUGAUGUAAUCCUUCCUCAUGAUCAUUCAGCGUGUUUUCAUGAGCUGAAUGGGAGGCUAAACAAAAAGUAAAAAUGUGACGAGACUGCAGUACCCAACUGACUCGUGCAGCGCGUGCAAGCCAUUCAUGCAUCACGAGCCAACACCGCUUGACUUUCGGUAAAUUGCACGAGUAAACGUGCUCGCUUUGCUUCGGUCAGGCUGCAUGGAUAACAGCCUACAUUCCAUGUUUCGUUUGUUUCUUUUUGCUUUCAGAACAACACGUCAUGUAAUAAAGAAAACACCACUAUUAAUCCUUGAGAUUUCCAACCCAGCAUACAGGUACACUGUCCUUAAACCAUGGUGACGGUCACACUCAAUGUUACAUUAAACGAUUAAAUGAGAAAACAUAAACCCACAUUGUGGGGUUAAAAAAUCUGAGUCUAUUCAAAAUAUAAAUUAACCCUGGAAAUAAAGUUUUAGGAUUUUGCAUGUGCGAUUCACGAAAAAGGGCUAAAUAGUUGAUUGGCUUGUGAUGUGCAAAUGGCUUGCAUGUGCAGCGUGAGUCUCAUCACACUUUAAUAGUGUUUAGCCUCCCAUUCAGCUGAUGAAAACAACGUGAUCAUGAGGAAGUUUUACAUCAAGAUGUAGAUCGGAAUGCAGGUGCGAAAAACUUAAUAUAAAUAAAAUAGCCUGCUCCUCUCUCGCUGUUGCUUGUGUGCUAGUGAUUACCCCUCUACGUGAUUUUUUAAAAAUGUAUGACAUAAGAAAUAUUUAAGAUUCCACACAAUUUUGUGAUCAGUAAUCAAAUAAGCAAAUUUGUGACAUAAACUGUGUUUACUCAUUUUGUACAAAAGGACAGGUUUUCUUUCAUUAAAGCACUUUCACAAGAUGCUCUGUGAAAAUUCACAUGCAGGAUCAUGAUUGUAUCAUAGUCAUAGGGUUUUGCCAGAAAAUUUCACUCAAACUGUUAUGCUGAUAAUAUAAUUUGUAAUGGAUGUCAGCACAGCCAUUGACCAGGAAAAUAAAAAAUGGCACCCCAUGUCAAAAAGGGUUGCCAACCCCUGGUUUAACUCUUUACUGACAGCACAGAGUCUCCUGAACUGAGAUCAGUUGGUUUAAAUGUAAAUUAUGCUUUGCAUAUACUGAAGCCAAAAUUCAACGCAUGUCACACAAGGUUACAAAUGCAGGCUAACACCUUGCAUAGACUUUGCAGUCUUUCCUCCUAAAGCAUUGAUUCAGUGAUGUUUGAACGGAAUACAAAUCAGCAGAUAACUUGAACACAGGCCAUCUUAUCUGCACCAAUGUGAUUAAUUAAUGUAAAUACAAUCCUCCUGCCCACACUCUUUUCAACCAGACCUUGCCUUUCUCUCCGUCUGUCUCAUCUUUCCCCCUCUUUCUCCCUUUUGCGUCUUUUUGCUCUCUUGAAAGAAGACUUCUUUUGUGACAUCCGUGUUCUUCAAAGGGAGUUCCACACAUACCAGAACUGUGGGCUGAAGUUUCAGUAUAAAAUUCCAAACAGAAUUCCCACUAUGCAUCCAUACAACUUCUUUUCAGUUGUUUUGACAUGUAACUGAUAGAAAGUGGCAGUAAUUAAUCAAAAUCUUUAGACUGAGGAAUUUAGUGUGGGUAGUGUUGUUAUUUUUGAAGUGUCAGUUAACCCAAAAAUGAAAUUUCUGUUGUCAUUUACUCACUUACCCUCAUGUCCUUCCAAAACUGCAUUUCUUUAUUUUGUGUAAUACAAAUAAAGAAAUUUUGUAAAAUGUUGAUGCUGCUUUUUUUUUUUUCUUCUCCAUACAAUGAAAGUCAAUGGUAACUGAGGCAGCCAGUCCCUAUACAUCUCCUUUGUGUUACACGGAGGAAAGAAAGUCAUAUGGUUUGGAAUAACAUGAAGACCAACAGGAUUGUCAGGCCAGUAGGACGUCUGCUGGAUGGGCGGCCCAACAAUGGACACACAGACAGUAAGGCGACCAGUAGAAACAUCUGUCUCCCUGCCAGCCUCGGACCAUCGCAGAGUUACCAGCGCAAGCUACUCAUCCUGGCUCACACAAAGCAAUGGCCAGAAUGUGAACAAUUAAGUUUUGUUUAAAGGGCCCUUCUUUUCUUAAUCCACACAGCAAUCUGUGUUUACACCAGUCACUCAUGUUAAUGGUGCAUGAUUAGAUUUGGUCAUAUGGAUGUGGCUAUAUUUUUGGGUACAUUGGGGUCCAAUAUUCUGAGACCAAUAGUGAAAAUGUUUCUAUUUUGCAUUUUUCCCUCAUUUAAUGCAACUUUCUGUUCAUUACAAUUAUUUAUCAGCGAAAAAUUUCAGAACUUCUUGGUAUUCAUUAUGUCCCUCUUUUGCUUUAAUAAAAGCAUGCACUCAAGAUCGUAUGGACUUUUUUUGUUUGCGUGAAGCUGAUGAUCCAUGUUAUUCCAAAGAGCAAUUUGUGUGGUUUAAUGUAAGCUAAGAUUGACAGAAUCACAUGAUCAUCUCGGCCUCUCUAUUUUAUGAUUUUGUAAAUAAUUCCUCGCCUUAAUACUCUAGUUUAUUCUCUGAAAUAAAUAGCAUUCAUUGGCCAUUCCCAUUUCUACCAGUCUAAUCAGACUAUCUAUUCCCAAAUGCCCAGAAUGAGAUAAUCUCUGCUGAACUGUCAUGAUUUAAAUAGAAACAGAUUAAAUCACAUCUAGAUUAUAAGAGAUCCCUGCUGAGGCAAGGAUCUAAUUGCAGACCAACUAAUUUGCAGUUGAUUUCACUCUAAUGGAUAGCACUUUUAGUUUGGUAACACAACACAAAGUAGCAACACUAUGAAAGAUCAACUGUUCCAGACAUUCAUCCUUGACUUCAAGUAAGCAGGGAUAACCUGACCGAAAUGGCACUUCCAUGUCCUGUUAGAAGGAGCUUCUCCAUAUGUGUUGCACACACACACACACACUCAUGUAUAUUGAUGGAGUGGACAGCAGAUUGACCGCAUGAAUGAGUUCCCUCUUGUCGAGCCCCAUCCUCUCACAUACAUUCAUGCACACGCACACACAUGACAGCCAGAGCGCCUUCUGUCCACUCCCCCUCCUCCCUGCCUUCCCGCUGCAGGUUUUAUGAGCUCCCCUGCACUGCCAUCCAUCUAUGUCACACACUCGCCUUAUUAUUGAGCUCCACAAAGCACUUCACAAACCAGCCUGCAGAUGGGAAUGUCCUGCUGAACGUAUACGGUUUCUACUGGCUGGACAAUGGCCCAUAAGUUUACCUGUGUUCAUCUUGUUUAUCUAUUGACCUUCGUCAGGGUAGAUGACAUAUAUUAGUUGUUCGCGACUGAAAAUGAGGCUGUGAGGGAUAGACGCGCUGUCCGUUUGUAGGUUGUAAUAAGUGUUCUAGAUCAUAUUUAACUACAGAAUCAUAACUUUAUAUUCUCAAUAACUUCCACUUUUUUUUGUCAACUGGAUUAUGUUUGGCAUGACAUUUUUAAUGUUUUCUUCAGCUAAAUGAAUGACACAAAUGUACAGUACAACCCAUUGAACAGACUUCACAGCCUCGAUUUCAAUCAUGAAAAAUUCUAUAUGGCACCUACCCUGACUAAAUCCAUUCUGAAUCAUUUUGAUGCUUUUUCUUGUUAGUAUAUUAGAAAUCAGAUUGAGUGUCCUCGUAGAGGCCCGGGUUUGGACAUGGAGAACUUGAGACUCUAGAUUUGAAUAUGAAGGACGUGGGAAUCCAAUGGCCAUCUGGUCUGUUGGUGUGAUCUUUUGGAAUAAAUAGCAAACAAAAUCUGAAGACACACAUGGGAAGGUUUGGAAUGGGAGGGGGAGAAAGAGUGCACAAAGGGGGAGUGACCAUUUUUUUGGAGAAAAAAGGAACAUGUGGAGUGAGGAACAUGGCAUACUGGGCCGAGGUUUGAUUUAAAUUGCAAUAAAGCAGCAGCUCGCACAUAGUGACAGAAGUGUGAUCAACGAAUCAUCACUUUCUAACAAGAUUGCAGUUGAUACUGGAGAUUUGAAGUUUUUGCCUUUACCUCCCAAUUUUCCCUCUGUAUCUCUCACCCCAGGCAGAUUCCUGACAGUUCAAUAAUGCCAAGCUAUGUGAGGAAUUUCAAGCUAAUGCUUCUGGAAGGAGCAGUUGGAAAAACCUCAUAAUAUGGCUGGUUUUAAAGCCAUUCUCUGUGCCAUGAAACUCUCAAAUUCAAACAGGCACUUCUCACCAAAAGAUUUUUGUAGUAUUAACAGGCAGAAAUAUUGCAUGCCCCAAUUUAAGGGAUAGUUCACUCAAGAAAUAAACAUUUUGUCAGUCACUGUUCACUUUGAUUGCAUCUUUUUUCCAUGCAAUGAAAGUUUAUGGUGACUGAGGCAAAAUUUCAGCCUUAUAUCACCUUUUGUGUUAAUGAAAAAAAGACAUAUGGGUUUGGAACAUGAUGACAAAAAUGUAAUUUUUUGGGGUGAACUAGCCCUUUAAAUCAUUUUUGAUGCUUUUAUGGUUUAUUUUAAUACAUUGUGAUUAAGUUUUUGAGAAUUUACAUUCUUAUGCAAUCCUUUUGAACUGUGAUUCAAGACAUGAUGAUUGGCUCUCUUGAGUCUAUUUUAUUUCUAGAAACUCAAAAUGCACCAGAAGAAGAAAAUUUGUUUUUCCAAGCGGGAAGGGACAUGGAGAUUUUUGUUUUUUAUUUUAACUGUGAUUUGUUUUUCCCUCCCUUGCGUGCAUUAAGAUCUUUUUCAUCCCCUCAGCAUUAGGCCAGCAUAAUUAAUCACAGGAAAGCAGGGCUGGAGAUGGGGAGAGGAAAGGGCAUUCCACACUCCCAGUACUUCAUGGGAAGGGUCCAAUGAAUAGGACUAUACAACUAUUCUGUAAACCCAUCCUGACCUCCCUUUCCCCCACAUUGUCCCCUCCCUGUUCCCCUCUGUUCCCUCUUCUCUCUCUGCCUCCCUCCUUCCCUGCCACGAGAGCCUUAGGAGAAUUGCUUUGUGGAUGGACUGUGGUGGUGGGAGGGGAUGUAUUGAGGGAAACAUGCGAAGGGUGAUAACAGUUUCUUCUCUGGGAGAGAUACAGAUGGCAACACAAGGCUUCUGCAUGUCUGAGGGCUUCUUUUAUGCCUAUAACAGCCAAUUUUUUCCAUUUUCAAAGUACAGUGCUUCAUUGGCAUGAUUGUUUUACGUACAAUAUUGCCAAAGCAUCAGUACACACAAUACAGGCAGUAACAAGAAAAAUUAUAAAUAUAAAAUAUAACAGUAACAAUAAAAAUUAAAUACUGUAAAAUAACUAAUAAAGCUAUAACAAAUAAAAAAUAUAAUAUAAAAUAAAAUAUAAAUAAACAUUCAACAAGACAUUAAUGUACAUAAAGAAUACUGUGAUACAAUACUGCCUUCAAUAAACUGCAUUAUGUAAAUUUAGUGGGUGGGGUAUUAGUGGCUAGGGUAUACUUUGUGCAGAAUAUAUUGUGUGCCAUUCGUUCUCAUGCACAGUCGAGCGCUCAGCCUUUCAAAGUAUAUUAUUUUAACCACAACCCCAUAUGGAAGCUUUCAAAUAGAAAUAUUGGUCUUCACGGAUACAGUAUGUGCAGACUAUUCGCAAGGCAAAAUUAAGUGGCACACAAACCACGGAAGUAUAUGGUACUUUGGCUUUUAUUGUAGUGUUAUGAUGAGGGAGAAAACAAAUUUAAAAAGGAGAAACAAUCGCUGCAUCUAUCCAUCUAUCAAUUUUGAAAUUAUGCUUUUUUUUUACAGUAUGUAAAGUUCUUCCAUAAUCUGAUAAAUUGUUCUGCUGCAUCUGGCAGGCCUGUUGAAGAUGCACUGGAACCCGGAGCAUGCCCAGCCCCUGAGCCAGUGGCCUGAGCAGCAUUUGGACGUGUCCUCCACCACUUCAUCCCCUGCCCAUAAGUCUGAGCUCUACCCUAGCCGCAGCCGUGGCUCCUACAGCUAUGCAUGGGCCAAUGAUGACAUCUCAGCGCUUACAGCCUCCAACCUGCUAAAGCGUUACGCUGAGAAAUAUUCAGGCAUGCUUGACUCACCAUAUGAGCGCCCUGCCGUGGGCGUGUACCCUGAGCCUGGGGCCUUUGGGGCCCUCAACGGAAGCCAGAAAAGUGAACUGGAACCUUGGCCUCUCACGCACAGCACCGACGGGGCAUACCCCUUGGUGCCUCCUUCCUCUCAUGAUAGUCUGACGGGGCCAAAGGUGGUACCCACAUCAGCAGGUCCACCAGGCUCGGGCAGUGUGUCAGUAGUUAACAGCAACCUUUCGGACUCAGGCUACAGUGGGAGCAGCUCCUGCAGUGGCUCCCAUUCCAGUGACUACCCCCCCAGUUACAAUGGCACCUACAUCACAUCAGGGUACUGUCCCCAACCCAGCUCAGCACUUCCACCAGCCUCGCUGCAUGCCCUUCAGCCUAACCCCACACUUCUCCCCAGUUAUACACCUUCGGCCCCUGUGUACAACUACCCCCCUAGCACCUACCCACACCAAACUAGCCUUGCUCCUAGCUACUCCCACCCACCAGCCCCUUACAUCUCCUCUGGCAUAGCCGCCCCCUCUCCAAUUCCCUCAAGACCCACGGUGGUUGGAGGCAGCUAUGGCUAUCAUAACAGCAGUCUAGGGGGCUCAGAGCCUGGGGGCUCUCUGAAGAGGAAAGCAUUUGAGAUGACCCUGGAGGAGGAAGAUGGAGACAGCUCACGCUAUAGGAAAUAUAGCUACGGCCCCAUUAAAACUGAGGGAGAUUCUCCUUAUGGUGUCACUGAUAAAGCAGAGUGCCAUGGAAAUAGCUUUGGAACAGCUAGCACGGAUCCUCAAGCUUUUAAGCCGAGCAAACCUUCAUCUCAGUCCAGUCUGGAAGGAGAUGAAGUGGUAAAGUACAGUGGACUAAAGCCCUUGGUUUCACCACCAUAUGGAGCAGCAGGGGACUACAGUCCUCCAGCAGCCAUGACUGGGGAGAACAGAGGUGCAGAACAGGCCUUCUCACAGCAUCGUUCUCAGAAGCGCUCAGAUUCCCUGAAAAGUAUGGAGCCCCGUAUGCUGGAGCUAGUAAGCAGGGAGCUGCAGGAUUGCAGCCCAGCUCUACUUUGGACUGAACUGGCUGGUAAUUGUCACAUCAAAGCAGCGCUGGAGGAGGACCUGCUGUGGCCUGUCUUACGGCCUAACCCUGCCAUCCGCCCACCCAGAACCGUCCUGUUGUUUGGCCCACAAGGAGGGGGCAAAACCACACUGGUGCGGUCCAUUGCAUCUCAACUGUGUGCCACCUUCUACAGGCUAAGUGGUGCUACAUUGGCUUCUAAAUUGAAGGGAGAGGCAGAGCAACUCUUGGUCACACUGUUCUCAGUGGCCCGACAGCCUGCAGUGGUGUUGCUGAGCGAGUUGGAGUCCAUUGAGGAGGAGGGGCUUAGACAGCAACUGCAGGCCCAGUUAGAGAAGACCCAGCAUGGUCAGACCAGCCUGGUUCUGGUGGUAUGCACCACAAGACGGCCUGACUUGAUCAAAGAUUCCCUUCUGCGCUGUUUUUCCAAGCGCUACCACGUAGGCCUGCCAGAUGGGAGCACACGCAGACAGGUGCUUCUGCAGGCGCUGGCGCCCCAAGGCUGCAGUCUGAGCGAAAGGGAGAUUGCAGCUGUACUGCAACGUUCAGAAGGCUUCUCUAUCUGGGAGCUGCUGCAGCUCUGCCAGCAGGCCCUGGAAUCAGCUUCUGCCUCUGCACCCGUGCCCCUUCACGGCCUCCCUGCUCCCCUGUCUUCCCCUGCCUUCCAAGACUUUGAAAAUGCUUUCUGUAAGGUAUGCCCACACAGCACCCCCAAAGAACUGGACACUUGUAUGGAGUGGAGCAAAGUUUAAUGCCACUGAGAAACUGGUCAGCCACUGGUUGGGGACUGCUUAAUGUUUUCAUUUAUUUUAUUUUUUUUAAUUUUUUUUUACUACUUAUUGCAGCCAAAAGAGUUGGAUUUGUUGAGAAAUUACAGUUUAUGGUGGGGAGGCCUUUUUGAUUGAAUGCAUUUAAUCUAUGAAAUAUGCCAUGGUGUGUUGUUUUUCUAUAUACUUUAUUUUUUCCCAAAGAAAUUAAAUAUUAGGCCUUUCUUAAAGGGCAUUUAUUAGUUGCUUGGCUUAUCUGACAAAAGGUCUGUAUUAUAUUUUGGAAUUUCACUAGAAUUACAAUUAGCCUUGAUCCUGGACUAAACCUGGAGGUUAUAGAUAACUUGAUUUUUUCCCUCUAAAAUAUCCCCAUGAAUUGCUACUCUCAGGAUCCUAUUUAUUGCCAGUCCACUCAAGUGGUGUUGUAUCUUUUGCAAUGAUUUACUUAAAAUAUUGUUUGGUGUUAAAGGGCUUAUCAAAACUUAAGAAAACUAAAUGCUCACCAAUAUUAUAUUGCCCAAGUCACAGCAUUCACCAAAAGGUAUCUACUGUUAUGCAAACUCUUAGGAAAGAAAGCAGCAGUAUUUUACAAAGUUAAUUGUUAGGCCGCGGUCGAAUCUUGUGCACUUUGUCAAAACACAGUCAUUUUACCAAAAGAGUAUGCAGUGCUACUCAAAUAGUAUUAAAAUGCAAAUCCAUAGUAAGUCAGAUGAGAAAGAGACAGGCUAAUACUGUUGGCACACUUUUUUCAGAACAUAGUAUAAAACAGCUCUCUAAGGUAAUAUGCAACAUAUUUUGCACCAUAUUUUUACAUACACAACAAUAUGUGAACACCCCCUCACAUUCCUCACAAUCUCUGAUUUUCUGGCGCCUUUACUCAGGACCCUCAAACACAAAAACAAGCACUGGUCCACAAAUGUUUUCUCUUUUCUGCUUUACUCUGUUUUAUUUUAUCUUAGUAAAUGUAGUCUUGUUUGAAAUACUCAGGAAUAAUUUCUUUACCUCAGAAAUGAUAAAUAAAGAAUGUAUGUAAUCUUAGUAGUAAGUAUUGGAGGUGAGCAACAGACCUGACACAGACCUGUAUACACACUGCAUCUGUGCUAUUACCUCGUAGGUGAAACUUGAAAAUGCUACAAAGACAAACAAUGAAUGUAAUUUAGGUUUUUCAAAGAAUAUCUUAUGCCAUAAAUCCAUGUUUUUAACUCUCUAUGAAAACAUUUUACCUUAUCGUUACCCUUUAUUUUUUAUGUAGAUUUUGAUGGAGUGAUGAUUGUCUUCAUGAAGUGUUAUUGUAGAUGGCAGACCACAUUUUAUUUUGUUGGACAAACUGUUUGUAGAAACAUAGUGUCCAAACCCACCUAGAGGUAAAAAGCAUAUUUCGAUAUGCACAGGCUUUUGGAAUUCACCACAUGGACAUGUGCAGCAUUGUACGUCAUGAAAGUAUAUUACCAUGUCCUUUAGAAAAUAACCCACGUAAGUACAGUAUUCUAAGAUCAAAAGAUAAAUAACCCAAAGAUUGAGAAUCAGAAUGUUUUUAUGUAAUUGGCAGCUAAUCAUGUCUAAUCAUAAACUGUACCAGAAGUGUUACACCAUCAAGUGCAAAUUGUUGACACUCAUCAUAUAGAGACAAUCCAGAUGGAGCAACCUUUACCAGUGUAUUUCACUAUGGAGUGAUCAACGCCUUAAGGCUUUUGCAGUACUAAAAUUUUUAACAUCUUCACCAUUUAAGACAUUUGUUUACAGUUUAUACAAUUUAUUUUCUACAGAUUGGCUUAUUUUGGUCCCUAAUUUUGAUGAUACUUUGAUGUAACCCUGGUCAUCCCUUUCCCUCCAGCCCACCCCUUGCUCUCAGCGCAACGAUUUGUCCUCUUGGUUGCUGGCCCUGUACAGCCAUCUGGUGAGCUUCCUUCCCCCGCUUCUCUAUCUGACCAUAGCCUUGUGGAGAAGCCAUAUUCUGAUUGAUGUCCAGUAACCCUAUAGCACUGUUUGGCUCUUCAAGUACAGCUGGUGGCUUCACUCAUGCCACUCAGGUCAAUCAGAAUGACCCAAGGCGCACAUAUUGAUCUUUGCGAAAGAGGCAGAUAACUACAGAAAUUAGCAGACUCAGGGACAUCCAGGCCACACAAAAACAUGUAGCAUAGAUAUCAAAAUGCAGCAGCAAUUCCUGCUCACCCAAACCGAGACAAGAUGACAUAUCACUGGUUUUAUUAAAACUUCAAGGAAAAUGCUGAUUCUCCCUAUUUUCAAACGCAAAGAAACUAAGUAGUUUAACAGUUUGUCCAACAAAAUUGCCAUUAAUUAGCUGCUUUGAAUCUCUUAGUACAAUAAUUUUGUUCAUGGAUCUUGUUCUUGUACAUUUUCUGUAACCAUUUCUACCUCAUUUUUGCAGCAUAUUGUACAUGAAAAUAUUUAUUUCAUGUCUUUUUUGAUGUCUGUUUUAAAAAUGAUAAUGUUCUUGAACUGUAAUGGUCUACCUCAGAAAAGGUUGUAUUUUAAGAAAAAAGUAUUACACAAUAUUAAA
Messenger RNA from Myxocyprinus asiaticus (Chinese sucker), 12953 nucleotides. RefSeq names its product fidgetin-like protein 2. Lineage: Eukaryota; Metazoa; Chordata; Actinopteri; Cypriniformes; Catostomidae. The coding region runs from base 8387 to 10417 and encodes 676 amino acids. The record is from RefSeq and is a predicted model, not a curated record. The transcript has 2 exons. Gene Ontology annotation, molecular function: microtubule severing ATPase activity; ATP hydrolysis activity; ATP binding.